UAAAGAUCCUGCCAGGCGACAAGACGCGGAGCCGGUGGAGACGGAGAACGACGUCAAGCCAGCACUCGUGUCGCCUUGGGGUUGCAUUUGUAUACUACCUGCGCACAAUGCGAUGCAUCAUGCCACACCACACCUAUAUACCUAAGGACUGGGACUGCAGUCUUUGGCAAAGGUAAACAGGAAGUACACUCUGCGCAAUAGCUGUUCCCCAUCAUGUCUUCUACUACUUCUCCCGUACCUAAACAGAUCCUCAUCAUUGGAGCGGGGGAGUUUGGCCUGUCCACCGCACUCUCCCUCCUUUCCAAUCCCACCUAUAAAUCCUCACUCAUCACAAUUGUCGAGUCCUCUCCCUCUCUUCCCAAUCCCUUUGGCUCAUCCGUCGAUGCCAGUCGCAUCGUCCGUGCCGACUAUGCUUCCCGUCCAUACUCCAAACUCGCCCUCCAGGCUCAGAUAUUGUGGCACGACAAGAGUCCGGACGGAUGGGGUGGUGAAGAGAGAUACCACGAGCCAGGAUUUGUCUUGACCGAAGACAAAGGCGCAGGGGGUUAUUUGGGAGAAUCUCUGGCUAACGUUAGAUCUUUGGCAAAGGAAAACGCAGAAUUUGGCUCAGAUCUGAACAAGAUCAAAGUGUUGAAUGGACAGGAUGACAUCCGGGCUGCGACAGGCUAUGAUGGCGUGAGCGGUGAUAGUGGUUAUGCCAACUUCAACUCGGGAUGGGCCAAUGCCGAAUUUGUCGUAUCAUAUGCGCUGAAGAAAAUCAAGCAACACCCUGCAAGUGACCGAGUCACCAUUCGCCCUGACGUCCACAUUGACCAUUUACUUUUCUCCAACGACAAUGUCAUCGGUGCAGAAACCAGAAGUGGGGAGCAGAUCACGGCUGAUUUGACAGUAAUAGCUGCUGGCGCAUGGAGUCCUGCCUUGAUCAACCUGCAAGGAAGAUGUCUCGCCACCGGUCAGGCACUUGCCUACUAUGACCUCACCUCGGAAGAACAAAAAGCCAUGGAGCAUCGGCCGACAAUCAUGAACAUGAGUCGCGGUACUUUCAUAAUUCCUCCACGAGCGCAGGAGUUGAAAAUCGCCAGGCAUGGAUAUGGGUAUAGAAGCAUGGUGAAAAUCCCGAUGAAGAAGAUCGAUCCGUUGUCAGACCAAGAUGGAGAAGUCGAAAUCAGUUUGCCACAAACGGCCAUUCCGAUCCCUCUUGAAGCAGAAGAAAUGCUGCAUGCAGAACUAGCAGCACUUGUCCCCCAUAUGAAAGAUCGACCUCUGAAAAAGAGCCGAAUCUGUUGGUAUUGUGACACGCCAUCUGGAAACUUUCUCAUUACAUACCAUCCAACAUAUAAAAAUCUCUUCAUCGCGACAGGCGGUUCAGGUCACGGAUUCAAGUUCUUCCCAGUCAUAGGCGACAAGAUUGUAGCCGCGAUCGAAGGAACACUGGACCCCGAACUGAAGCAGAUAUGGCGUUGGAGGAGUGAUGACGAGUUGAGAAAGGAAAUUGGAGGAGAACUACAUGAAUUUUCUGGCUGCGACGAUGGGAGUCGGUCAGGACGGAGAGGGAUGAUCCUAGAGGAAGAACUCAAAAGGACCAGGUAGACAAUCACGGCAGAAAGACACACCAGAGAGAUUAUGACUCGUCCAUACAUAGUACUUAGACAACAUGAUUCAUGAUUGAUUAGAUUUCAUUACUGA
Molecule: messenger RNA, 1686 nt
Organism: Exophiala mesophila
Lineage: Eukaryota; Fungi; Ascomycota; Eurotiomycetes; Chaetothyriales; Herpotrichiellaceae
Exons: 2
Coding region: 214-1590 (458 amino acids)
Molecular function (GO): L-pipecolate oxidase activity; flavin adenine dinucleotide binding; proline dehydrogenase activity
Source: RefSeq, a predicted model, not a curated record